Messenger RNA from Peromyscus californicus insignis, 3928 nucleotides. It is a transcript of the gene CUNH20orf204, whose product is annotated as chromosome unknown C20orf204 homolog. Lineage: Eukaryota; Metazoa; Chordata; Mammalia; Rodentia; Cricetidae. Bases 3203 to 3760 code for a protein of 185 amino acids. The record is from RefSeq and is a predicted model, not a curated record. The transcript is spliced from 3 exons.
UUCUUCCUUUCUUUCUUCCUUCCUUCCUUCCUUCCUUCCUUCCUUCCUUCCUUCCUUCCUUCCUUCCUUUCUUUCUUUCUUUCUUCCUUUCUUUCCUUUCUUUCCUUUCUUUCCUUCUUUCCUUCCUGUUUUGUCUUUGGCUCCUAUUCCCUUGAGUGGUGGUCAAGACCAGUCUGGUUUGAAUGUAGCCUCCUGCAAGUGCUUGUAUGCUCCAGAAAGAAGCAUAGUCGGGGUACCAAGGGCUUGCGAAGAUUUUAUGAAGAAGGUCUUGGGAGUACAGGCUAUAUAUAUAGAAUGGGGGUUCUGUCACAGGUCUAUGAUACAAGAGGCUGAAGGUCACAUGGGAACCGAGCUGUAAAAGAUUGAAAGGCUUAUAGAAAGCCCCCAUUGUUCUGUAGGCAUCUGAAGUAAAAACAAACAAAAAAGCUCAGCAGGCAUCUUUGCUUGCCUUGGAAGGUAUUAGCUCACUUUUCCUGUGGCUCUAGGAACCUUAAUAGUCAAGAGGACAGGAGGAAGACUUGCUGAUUGGUUGAUACUUGACAGGUCACUUAGGUGCUGGCUUGGAGAAGUACUUCCUGCUCCUGUCCUGAGGAAUAUCUAGAACUCCUUUGGAUAUUUCCAUAGAGAAAAUCCGUGGGGUUCCCCUAUGAUGAGGGACCAUACCCAGUGGUUCCAUUACAGAUGGAAAGGGAAAGGACUUGACUACAGCACCAGGCUGUUGGUAGUUUCUGCUCCUUUUGACUGUUCCUGUCUCUUAAACUGAGUGCAGUGGGCCAGUUACAGAAGAGUAUACCUGGAUAAGGUUUCCUGUAAGGCUGUGGAAAAGUUUGGUGAGCCUGUAAUAUCCUAGUUAUUUUUCCUCUCUGUGGAAAUGGAGGUGUUUUUUUUUGUUGUUGUUGACCACCUCAGCAACUCCUUAUGUAUCACAUUAUUUAUUGGGUGAACAUAUGCCACAGCAUACUUGUGGAGGUCAGAGGACAACUUAUAUUAUAUUGGCCCCUGGGACCAAACUCAGGUUGUCAAGACUUGGCAACAAGUACCUUAACCUGCUGGGCCAUCUCACCAGCCCACACCAUUAUUGCUUUUCUUCAGCUGGAAGUUGAGCUUUGCUUAGCAGGAGAUUAACUUGUGCUAGAGCAAAACAUCAACCCUGGGACUGGGCCUCCUAUUCCUGGAUAACCCAAGGUCUGGAGGGAUGAAGUGGGGCCAGCAGUAGAAGUCUGGGAAGUCCCAAGUUCCAGACCUGCUGAGACAGGGUCUGUCUGGAUAUGGAUUGGGGACUGGUGGCUGGCCCACCUAUCAGGAGAGACUAUGCUCUCUGCCCAUUGAGGCAGAGCGCGGGGUCUCCAUGGGGCUGGAGACUCAAUCCAAGACCCAGAGCAGCCCUGGAUCUGCUGCAAACAGGCAGCUGCUGUGCUCCAGGAUCAAGUUAAUUGAAGUGACUGGAGGAGAGGGUGGGGAGGGGUUAGGGGCAGGGCUGACUUACUGGACUUUCCUUCCCUCCCGUGUGGCUCCCUCCCUUCAUAGCUGGAGGAGCCAACUUCAAACGCCUCUCCACCUGCCCCCCCAGCUCUCACCAGGGAGGCCCCAUCAGCCGAUAGAGGACCUGGUGUGACUGCCAAUUGAUUACUUCAUUGGCAACCCAAAGACCCAGAGGACCCAGGAUCAUGUGUGUGGCCUGCUAGAGGGGAAUAAGGGAAGGCCAGACCUUGAGAGGCCUAUGGUAAGCAGUUGGGGCCUGGGGGAGGGGGCUGGCCUGGGCCAAGAAUCUGUGCAUGGCCACAACCCAGGGGAGACACUUUCCCUAUGCCUCAUAGAAACCCCAGAUGUUUGUGACGGUACCCAGUAAAAUGACCAUUGUUGGUGCUGCUGGACUUCCCAGAACCCUUUCCUCUCGUGCUGGGUUAAGCCUGAGUUGUUAGGGACUCCCUGGCAGCCAACCUGUUCCAUAUUGGUGCUGGAUGCCCCUCUAGCAGUCUCAUUGGCUGAAUUAGCUCUUAUUCUUAAUGUGGUUUGAUGGGUUAAUUCUUGGCACCCUUUCCAAAUGUUGUUCCAAAUGACCUUCAAGACUUUUCAAGAGUGCUACUACAUUUGUUCUUCAGUUAUUGGUGCUGGUAUCCCAGGCUGGAGCCCCUACCCCCCACCCACUUCUGUGUGGGAGUUUGUGGUAUGCUCAGUUCAGCUCUCGUGCCAGGGCUGGGAAGCUGAGUCCUGUCGUUUCGCUAGGUUCACAAGAUUAAUUUUUGAGCCCAAGUAAGCUGGGGACCUAGAGGCAGGUUUGGAAACUGCUCUAUUUGGAGGAGCUGGGGUCUGAGGACCUUAGCUGUCUUCCUAAUGUGUGAGCUUUUCCCCCAGCACCAGUCCUUUCCACUUGGGGUGGGAGGAAGUUUGUUGGCAGGCUUUGCUUGAGGCUUUGCUUCUGCUGUCUCUAGGCCUUCCCUCCAGCCUUCCCCUUCCAUUGGGGGUUUUGGAGCUCUGAGCCAGUGUUUCUGCCAUAGUUGGGUUUGUUGUUGUUGUUUGUUUUGGUUUUCUUGGGGGGUAGGGGUUGGUUCCUGUGGCUGGUUGUAGCAGAACUAUUUGAGGGAGAGAUUGGAGUUCCCAUACUGCAUGAGAGCACAGUGGUUCUACCCCCAGAUCCCAUCUUGCUCACGCAAAGAGCAUGAGAUGUAUGUGUGAGAGAGAACAUCCAAUGUCAGGGGAUGGGGAUGGGCUAUGAAUGGUAGGUAUGGGUCUGAGCAUGGUCAGGGGUGAGGCUGUACUGAGGCUGUACUCACUUCUUGCUGUACCCCUCCCUAUCCACUCCCUGUGCAAGGCCAGUGAGCCCUUGUACAUCCAUUGUACUCUAGGUGCUAACUUUUCUGCCUUUCCAGUGUAGACCAUAGUGCCACCCCUUGUCUGUGGUACCUGUUCUCUGUCUCCUUCCUAGUCCUUCAGGGGCUCAGUGAAAGUACUUCACCAUGCCCCACUACAUACCCCACAAAUGUUCACAGAACAUGGUACUGUUUGGUAUUUAAGUCUCUUUUCCCUUCUCUAGGACUGCCAGGGCUUAUCAUAAGCCAUACCCAGAGUCUGAUGAAAUUUUCGAUCCUAUCAUCUCACAGAUGAUGGGGCACCCUUUGUGGUGACUCCAAGUGUCUGUGGGGCCACUCCUUGUGCUGCUGGUAGGCUUAGGUUCUCAACCCCAACCUGAUGUCCUCUCCAGAUGCCCCUCAAGCCCACUCUCUACGUAUUACCACUGCUGCUGGCAUUUCUUGUGUCUGCUCUGGGCUGGGCCGGGUCCCAGUCCUGCAGUGUCCAGGAGGUACUCCGCCAUUACCAAGCUGUCAUCUUCCAGGACUUGCAGGCUGCCAUGCAGUGGGCUGGGCUGGGAGCCCAGCAUACAGAGCCUGGGUCCCGACACCACCACUUCGUUCAGAAAAACCUGACUGGAGCUGGUGGAGGUCAGGGACAACCAGGGGCCUCCUGUGAUGCCCAGAAGGAGCGUAGCAUCCUACUGUCUAUCGAGUCCCUGGGUCAGACCCUUCUUGGGAGCAUGGCCGGAGUUCCCCACAAUGCAUUAGAGAAAGCGGCAUGGACAGUGGCGGUGCGCACCAAGGCCGUGAUGCGCAGACACUGCCGGACAUCCACCAGGCAGAUCCUGCAGCCCAAGAAGCGUCCAGUGCAGCAGCGGAGGCGGCUCCUGCUACGUGCCUUAUACACUGUCGCCACCUGCUGGGAGAAGCUCUUUGCGCUGAGUGCCAUGACCACCAGAGAAUUCUAGCACUGCCCCUACCUCUCACAGAAGACUGGAAGCAAACUGGUUCAUGUUUUGACAGUGCCCCCUCUCUCAGCUCAGACUACCUGCACUCAAAGGCCCAGGAUGUGGAGAAGAGAGCACCUUCCUUCAUGACACCCAGUGAGGCCCCAAUAAAUGGAGCUAGUGAUAUGG